Molecule: messenger RNA, 5206 nt
Organism: Zootermopsis nevadensis
Lineage: Eukaryota; Metazoa; Arthropoda; Insecta; Blattodea; Termopsidae
Source: RefSeq, a predicted model, not a curated record
GGAUGUACUGUGUGGAGUGGAACACACGGAAUGCCAGUCCUGCCAGGAAGUCCCGGGAUGACAGAAGUCCUGCCACUGGGCGCAGUGUGAAUCCUGUACAGUCUGCAAGAAAUGAUCAUGCUGCUCAAUGCCCAGUGAUAUCGGCAUGAUGGUCAUGAGGCCCGGGUCAUUGUCCAAGAGCCCGGAGUCUAUUGGCUUAAACAGUUCAUCCGAAACGACCAACUUCAACAGAGGGAAUUCUAGAUCACGCGGCUCCAGUCCGGCCGAGAAAGGAUACAAAAAGACGUCCCUGGUUAGGAAUGGGGCAGGCGCCAGGCGAACACGGGGGAGCAGCCCCGGCGAGAAGUUCACAGGGACCACAACGCUUCCACAGUCCAGGGACAGUGAGAACGAAGUCGCGGAGCGUCUGGAUGCAGGCAGCCAACCACCAGUAAGAAACCACGUGCUCUCACCCGAAGACAAUAUAAACGUGGUUGUUAGAGUUCGGCCACUGAACACUAAGGAGACAAAAAUUGGCGACGAAUCUGUCAUCCAGUAUCCAGGAAAUGGACAAAUAUUACUUGGUCCUGUAGGAGCAGGUCAUCCCAAGCCCAGAGUGUUUUCCUACAAUGUGGUGUUCGAACCCGGAGCCUCGCAAGAAGACGUACUUCAUUUUUCUGGAAUCAAACGGCUUAUCGAGAUGGCCGUGGAAGGUUUUAGCACCACAGCUUUCUGCUACGGCCAGACCGGGAGCGGAAAGACACACACUCUCACUGGACCCCCUGGACUGUUCGAGAAGAAUCCAGACCCGUACUCGGACGACCACGGCCUCGUUUUCCGCUCCUUCAUGUACCUGUUUGAACUGCUGAAACAACGGAGUGACUUUCACUUCAUACUGAAGGCUUCCUUCCUAGAAAUAUAUAAUGAGAAGGUGAUCGACCUUCUGAAUAUCGGCACAGCAAGGAAACCGCUGGCUGUCCGAUGGUCAAAGAAGUCGAGAGGCUUCUUCGUAGAGAACCUGUUCACUGUGGACUGCGAGGAGCUGGACGACCUUCUGGCUGUCCUCGAAGAGGGAAUGAGAAACAGAUCCGUGGGACGACACAACAUGAACGACUACUCCAGUCGGAGCCACACAAUUCUCACCGUACACAUCACAUCUGAACAGCAGAUGGGAGAGGACGGAGUGUUCAUUUCCAAGCAAGGGAAGAUCAACUUCGUCGACCUGGCGGGCAGCGAGAUGACCAAGAAGACACAAAGCGAAGGGAAGACUCUGGAGGAGGCCAACAACAUCAACAAGUCCUUGAUGGUGCUUGGGUACUGCAUUGCUUCGCUCAGCGACUCCCGGAAGAAAGGAGGACACAUCCCGUACCGGGAUAGCAAGCUGACGAAACUCCUGGCAGACAGCCUGGCUGGCAACGGCGUGACCCUCAUGAUCGCGUGCAUUUCCCCAGCACGGUCGAAUGUUAGCGAGACGAUAAAUACACUGCGAUACGCGGCCAGGGCGAAGAAGAUAAGGACGAAGCCAAUCGUCGUGAUGGAUCCGCGGGAAGCUCUCAUCCUGAGUUUGAAGCGAGAAGUGAACGCGCUACAGAACGAGAACGACCACCUGCGGGCAGCCAUCAACUUCGCACAGGAGAAGCCACCAGGAACUGCCAGCUCGGACCCGGAAGCCAGCAACUUCAUGCAGGGUCGCCUCGUCCUGAAGACGCCUCCCACUGUCCAGCUGGAAAAGUUGGCUGAGAUGGAAGGCCAGGAGCUGGCGGAGUUGGUGAGGCACUACGUGACGGAGAACGAAGCACUCCGGAGGGAGAACGCAGAGCUGUUCACGACGAGGGAAAUCGUCUUCCGGGACCAGGAGCUUGUUUGUCGAGAGAACGAGCGCCUGCUCAAGAAACUGGAAGACGUAAACUCUGUGUGUUGUCGUUCACCCAUCAUACCAGCUAGACCAACCUAUUCUGCUGAAAUGAUGAACAUGUCAGCGAACGGAGAGCUAGAGUCCACAAAUAUCUGGGUGAACCCUCUAAAUGGAAGCCUUACUAGCACUCUAGGUGGAUCGACCAAUAGCAUACUGCCUGGACCACGUUUCAAACAAGAUAUAAUGGAAGGAAGGAAAUCGGCAAAGCCGCCUCAUCGACUUCCAGAUUCCAUACAGAAGGAGCUAGAUAAAAGAAGCAUUGGAAACAGCAUGAUGAACAUUGCCGAGUCUUACCGUGAAAAGAGCCACAGACGACACAAUUCAUGGGACAAUGGCAAGGUAACACGUGGGUCUACAGGAUCUGCAGACAGCAACUCUUCUGUUCACAGGAACAAACUCAAGGAACUUUCUGAGUCCUACAGGUGAAGAGUAGGUCCAGUCCAGGGGAUCAGUGGUAGAACAAGUGUGAUAAUAAGGAGGUUUAAGAAUAUGACAUUUUUAAGAUAAGAUUCAUAUACUGUUCCCCAGUUAUUAUUCUCCUUUAUAGUUUAUGAGAAUAUGAAUAGUUUAUGUGUAGAUAUAAUUAAGGUUUGUUACAAGUGUUUGUUAUAAUAAUAAUAAUAAUAAUAAUAAUUCUAAUUUAAAAUUACUUAACAGUUCCACAUUGUUGGUGGAGAUGACAAAAUUUGAUGUGAGUCUAUAAAAUUUAGAAGUUCAUAAUAUUCUUAUGCAGAUUAUAUAUAGAUAUGGUUUGUUGAAUUUUCAUGGUAGGUCUCCAGCAUUGUGUUACUAUUCAUUUAAAAUUAAUAUUUUUUUUAUAGUUUCUCAAAAUUUGAAAAAUUCUUCACAUUUAUUGCUCUUAUCAUUUUUCAUUAUUGUUCUUAUGUUGUUAUUAAUUCUCUGAAUAAGUCCUAACAUUUCUUUCAUUAUCUUUCUCCCUCCCUGCCCUUGUAAGUAUGGAUUCACAGAUUUGAGAAGUCUUUGAACAAAAAAUAUUUUGCUGUGAGAGGAACUAAAUUUGUGACUUUUCUACCCAGGUCAGAGAUGCAGAAUUAUCCACUUGAAAGUAUACUAUUAUACAUUCCUGAGAGCCUUUUACUUCCACAUAUCCAAUUCACAUGUAAAAUUGUUUUGGAGGACGGCCUUACUUCCAUCCUCAGGCAGAAGGAAAGCAUACUCAGUCUGUUGAGUACUUACAAGUCAGAUAUGGGAUAAGUGUGAAGUCUGUAAAUGACAAAGGUAAAGAGAAGUUGUCCAUGGUACUUAACUAAGCACCAUACCAUACAGACAUAUGGGGAAGUGGAGUAUAGCUUUGCACAUUCUUAACCUUGACACUGGAUGAAGUUGAGUGGUUAUCUUCAUGCCAUAGUAACUUUACUCUCAAAGGAAUUAUCCCUAGGAACCAUAGGUUAGGCAGUUGGGCGGGUUGUAGAGCCAAUCUGGUGGUUGUGGCAAAGAAACCAAACUCUGAGCAGUGUCCAGAGAGAGACUCCAGUGAUGAUACUGGAUCAUUGUCACAAACAUUUAAGACCACAUUAGAUAUACACAAUAACAUUACAUAAAAUAAUGGAAUUAUGAAAUUGUGAAAUGAUGACAAUUAAUACAGAACACAGAGAAAAUACUUUCUCGGGGAUGUAAAAUAAUUUCUGUAUAAAUUAAAUAUAUCUUAUGAGUUAUUAAAAUUUCUCUCUGAGGUCAUAAUUUAGCUUACCUGCAUGAUGAAAAUUAUUUUGCAGACCUACCAUGAGAAACAGAGGAACAUAUUUUUGUUUAGAUAAGUUCAUAGCAAUAUGCACUGCAUCACAACACAGAAUGAAAUGAAUGGGGUUCAUUUAAGUCAGGUGAUUUGUGUGUGAUUUAAAUUUGGAAUAAAACUGAUAUUCUUUAAACAAUUUUGUUACCAAUUUAUGCAUUACUAGUAAUAUUAGAAUUUUUAUAAUUUUGUGUAUAGUUACAAAUUGAAAAUAAAUAGUUUAAAAUAGAUACUAAAUACAUUGUUUGUUUGGUUAUGGGGUUUAGAGUCACUGAACUGGGUUGAUACUCUGCAUUUUUCAACACAAAUGAAUAUCAUAACUAAAGAACUGAACUUUAAUUUAACUUAUAUUUUGAAAGUGGUGGUUUUGUCACACAAUAUGUAAUAGUUACACAGACGUGACAUUGUUGCCAGAACAUUCUCUUAGUUCAACGUAUGCAUAAGCCAUACAUAAGCCAUAAAGUAGGACUACUUUAAAAGAUGCAGCAUGCUUGCCUGUUAUGUGGUGAUAAGGGCAUAAAUUGAGGGUGUUUCAGAGCAAAGUGUUGAAUAAGAUGUUAGUGAAAUUAAAUAAAGAAUUGUAGCAUGGGUGGGAUGUGUAGAAUACACAGGAAAAUAAUAAAUGUAUACAAAAUUUGGGUCUGGAAACCUCAAGGAAAGAGAUCAGUUGCCAGACCUAGGCACAGAUGGGAAGGUAGUAUUUAAAUAAAUCUUAGGAAAAUGUCUUAUGAAAUGUGGACUCAAGUAAGCUGGAACUGGCUUCAAAUCAUGUCUAGUGAUGGAUGGUAUUAGUAUUUGUAGUAUUGACCAUGGUUUCUAUUACUGUUGAAUUUCUUGAUUUAGUUUGUUUAUUUUACUUACAAAUGUUUGAAAACAAGGUACUCAGGAAUGUAUUUGGACCUAGGAGGGAUUAAAUAAGUGGGGAAUUUAGAAUACUGCAUAAUGAGGUACUGUGUGAAUUGUGCAGGUCACCUAGCAUAGUGAGGAUAGUGAAAUCUAGAAGGCUAAGAUGGGUUGGACAGGUAGCAUGCAUGGUGGGGGGGAGAACAGUUGCAUUCAGAAUUUUGGUAGCGAAUCCUUCUUGGUAGACCAUGAAGGAGAUGGGAGGAUAACAUCAGGAUGGAUCUUAGGUAGGUGGCUGAGAGGAUGUGAAAUGGAUGGAAUUGGCUCAGGAUCAUGGCUGGUGGCGGGCUUUGAUGUUGUCGGUGUUGGACCUACGGGUUCUGCUACCAGGGAGUUAGUUAGUUAUUUUACUUCACUAUUAAAUGUGUGUGUAAAUUUGUGUGGCAGGUUGUCAUAGUAAUGAAUUUUUGAGGAUGAAACAUGUAGCUAGCUACCUUUAAUAAUUCUGGAAAUAAUUAUAAAAUCAUUAAUGUAUAUUAGCUCAUGCUUUGUGUUAUGUGUUGUUUCUGCUCUGUGAGUGUUUAUAAUACUUUGGUAGGUAAAAUGUAGUUGGUAUUAAUCAUGAAAUGGAAAUUACUUUUUAAGGAUUUGGAAGAUUUUUACGAAAACAAUCACUUAAAAAGCCAGUUCAGUAAAAUCAUGUCAACUUUCUGUAA